This is a messenger RNA of Cuscuta campestris, 861 nucleotides long. The record is from the annotation of a GenBank genome assembly. NCBI's taxonomy places the organism in Eukaryota, Viridiplantae, Streptophyta, Magnoliopsida, Solanales, Convolvulaceae.
ACCGAAUCAUCCCGAAUCAUAUCGAACCGAUGCUUUGGGAUUGGGAUCGAUACAACAUAAAAUUUUAUACCGAACUGAAAUAUUUGGUACCAUAUCGAUACGAACUAAAUACAGUAUGAUACCGUACCAUGCUUAUCCCUACCAAAAGCUUUUUUAUGUGCACUGAUAUUUUUUUUGAAAAUACUCUCUCUAUUCGUUUCUUCUCUCUAGUUUUACACUAUACUGCACAAAAAUCUAUCCUCAUCUAAAAGGAGAGGAAAUUCACACGCUGAUGGCAAGAAUUGGAUGUCAUUCCAUUAAAUGCCUCAUCCGAGCUGCGGAGUCGCCGCCUCCGCAGUUAUGGCGGUGCUUUCUCAGUCCUCGCGUCGUGACCUCCGCAGUCCGGGCGUUUUCGGCGGCCAUGUCUCCGCCGUCAAAGGCCAUUGUCUACGAUCACCAAGGCCCUCCGGAUUCUGUCACCAGGUCCUACUUCUCUGGCUACAAUGUUCAAUUAGUUCCAAAUUAUAAUGACAAAUUUCAGCUCGUUUUACCUGAAUUUGUUGUAAUACAUUGAAGAAAAUAAGAGAGAAAAUAUUAUAUUGAAUUGGGUUGUGAAUACAAAGAUCUAACCCCUUUUGUUGGAAUGCCUUGAAUUCUAACCUAUUUGACUAGUCAACAAUGGCUGCACCUGUCUGGAAAGUGGCUGGAAACCAGCUGGAAAGUGGCUGGAAGGAGGCCUAGACAAUUGGGCAAGUGGGUUGCUAGUUGGUGAGGUGGGCCAGCUGUACGACAGCAGUAUUGUGGGCUGUCAACUGCUCAGUUCCCACUGGAUUUAGGCAGCCAAGUUGGCUGCCAUCUUUCCAAUAAAUAGGUUCAUUUGUA